GUCGGGGCGCGCUGCCGGGCGGCGCAGGGCGCAGGCGCGUGCGGCCGGGCUCCCGACGCGCGCGGCGCUCGGUUGGAGCGGGAGAGUUCCUGGGUGAGGAGGAGACAGGGCGGCGGGCGUUCAGGCCAGCGAGCACCUGCCCUCUCUGUGUCGGCCAUGGCAGCUCUGCGCUACGCGGGCCUGGACGACACGGACAGCGAGGACGAGCUGCCCCCGGGCUGGGAGGAGAGAACCACCAAGGACGGCUGGGUGUACUAUGCCAAUCACACUGAGGAGAAGACUCAAUGGGAACACCCAAAAACUGGAAAAAGAAAACGAGUAGCAGGAGAUCUGCCGUAUGGAUGGGAGCAAGAAACUGAUGAGAAUGGACAAGUGUUUUUCGUUGACCAUAUAAAUAAAAGAACCACCUACUUGGACCCAAGACUGGCAUUUACUGUGGAUGACAAUCCAAUGAAGCCAACCACCAGACAGAGAUACGACGGCAGCACCACCGCCAUGGAAAUCCUCCAGGGCCGAGACUUCUCCGGCAAAGUGGUCGUCGUAACGGGAGCUAACUCAGGAAUAGGGUUUGAAACUGCCAAGUCUUUUGCCCUCCAUGGUGCCCACGUGAUCCUGGCCUGUAGGAAUAUGGCAAGAGCCGGUGAGGCGGUGUCACGCAUUUUAGAAGAAUGGCACAAAGCCAAGGUAGAAGCAAUGACCCUGGACCUCGCUCAGCUCCGUAGCGUGCAGCAUUUUGCUGAAGCAUUCAAGGCCAAGAAUGUGCCUCUGCAUGUGCUUGUGUGCAAUGCAGCAGCUUUCGCUCUACCCUGGGGCCUCACAAAGGAUGGCCUGGAGACCACCUUCCAGGUCAAUCACCUGGGACACUUCUACCUUGUCCAGCUCCUCCAAGAUGUUUUGUGCCAUUCUGCCCCCGCCCGUGUGGUUGUGGUCUCCUCUGAGUCCCAUCGAUUCACAGAUAUCAAUGAUUCCUCCGGAAAACUUGACUUUAGCCGCCUUUCUCCGUCAAAGAACGACUAUUGGGCCAUGCUGGCAUACAACAGGUCCAAACUCUGUAACAUUCUCUUCUCCAACGAGCUGCACCGCCGCCUUUCCCCUCGGGGUGUCACGUCGAAUGCAGUGCAUCCUGGGAACAUGAUGUACUCCUCCAUCCAUCGCAGCUGGUGGGUGUACACACUGCUGUUUACCUUGGCGCGGCCCUUCACCAAGUCCAUGCAACAGGGAGCCGCCACCACAGUCUACUGCGCUGCCGCCCCGGAACUCGAGGGCCUGGGAGGGAUGUACUUCAACAACUGCUGCCGCUGCACGCCCUCAGCAGAAGCUCAGCGCGAGGAGACAGCCCGGGCCCUGUGGGUGCUCAGCGAGAGGCUGGUGCAGGAGAGAGUGGGCAGCCAGGCCUGUUAAGAAAGAGCCCGAGCAAGGCCAGGCCCACUCCAGGCUGCGUGGAUUCUCCCAUCUAGUGCUGCGGAAACUUCCAUGGCUUUCUCACGUGGCCCCACAAGCGUAAGGAAAAGGGGUGCAGUCCCAAAGAGUGAG
Messenger RNA from Ochotona curzoniae (black-lipped pika), 1533 nucleotides. It is a transcript of the gene WWOX, whose product is annotated as WW domain containing oxidoreductase. Lineage: Eukaryota; Metazoa; Chordata; Mammalia; Lagomorpha; Ochotonidae. The coding region runs from base 157 to 1401 and encodes 414 amino acids. The transcript has 9 exons. Gene Ontology annotation, molecular function: protein binding. The record is from RefSeq and is a predicted model, not a curated record.